UGCGCCAUAAAAUUAAUAUGGCAAAAAAAACAAGAGUUUUGCUUCAACCUUGCUGGAUGGGUUUAAUUCUACUUCUUCUAUCGGCUUUCUUAGUCGUAGCCACCUCAAAGAUCAUCACCACCCUACCGGGAUACUCCGGCAAGCUUCCCUUCAAGCUUGAAACCGGAUAUAUUGGUGUAGGAGAGAACGAGACGGUGCAGCUUUUCUACUACUUUGUUGAAUCUCAAAGGAGUCCUUCGCGAGACCCUCUCCUGAUUUUGAUCCCUGCAGGCCCCGGUUGCUCUGGUCUCGACAGUUUAAUGUUUGAGACUGGCCCUUUAGCUUUCAAGAUUGGAGAUUACAAUGGAAGCCUACCAACACUUCAUGAUAACCCAUGGGCAUGGACGCAGGGCCUCAACAUCAUAUAUUUGGAUGCACCCGUUGGUACUGGGUUCUCUUAUUCAGAAAGUUAUAACGGCUAUAUUAUGGACGACUAUAAACAUGUGGCACAAGUCUACGAAUUUCUUCAAAAGUGGCUGAGAGAAUACCCUCAGUUUCUGAAAAAUGAUUUAUAUGUUGUUGGUGAAUCCUACGGUUGCUUGAUUGUUCCGAUGGUUGUGCAAAAGAUAGUGAUAGGAAACGAAGCUGGAAGUGUGCCAAUGAUUAAUCUAAAGGGCUAUGUGAUUGGAGGUCCAGCGACAGAUUCAUUCAUUGACACCAAUGCAAAAAUCCCAUAUGCCCAUAGGUUGACUCUCAUAUCAGAUCAACUCUAUGAGUCAGCAAAAACGAGUUGCAACGGCAAUUAUGUUAAUGUAGAUUCUGACAAUUAUCAAUGCUCCUCAGACAUUGAUGCUAUCGACAAGCUGAUAGGCAACAUAAACCCACUAAACAUUUUGGAGCCAAAUUGUGUCAGUGUAUCCCCAGAACCAAAUGAAGACGUAGAGUUGGUCCAAAGAUAUCUCUCAGAAAAGUCUAGCUCUGCCUUGUGGUGUCGGAGUUAUGACAACAUGCUCUGCUACGUGUGGGCGAAUAAGAAAGUUGUCCAAGAAGCUCUUGGUGUUCGAAAGGGGACAAAAACCUUUUGGCAAUACUGUAAUUCCACCUUAGCUUAUACUCAGACAGUCACCAGUGUUGUUGAUUAUCAUCAAAAUCUCACCAACGCUGACCUAAGAGCUCUCAUAUACAGUGGUGAUCAUGACAUGUCUGUUCCAAACAUUGGCACACAAGAAUGGAUAAGGUCUCUCAAUUUGACCGUUGAUGAAAGCUGGAGAGUAUGGUCUGUUGAUGGUCAAACUGCAGGGUACACAAAGAAGUUGUUUAAUGAUAAAUUCACUUUGAUAUAUGCGACUGUGAAGGGAGGAGCCCACUUGGCUGCAUCAAACAAGAUCAAGGAGUGUGCUGCCAUGAUAGAUAGAUGGAUGGCUUAUUUCCCUCUUUAGGUGUGAUUCAUCCAAAUUUAUUUGGUUAUUUGCCACUUAAAAAGUGAUUGCAGAACAAAGACACUCUUAAAAGUCUCACUUUUAUCUCACUUAGUGUUAUCUUUUCCUUAUUCCUAUCUUUUAGUUGUUUUAUUUAUUGUUCAGUUCUAGCUAGUUUAAGUCAAACUCCAUUAAUGAAAGU
Molecule: messenger RNA, 1599 nt
Organism: Corylus avellana
Lineage: Eukaryota; Viridiplantae; Streptophyta; Magnoliopsida; Fagales; Betulaceae
Product: serine carboxypeptidase-like 18
Biological process (GO): secondary metabolic process; proteolysis
Molecular function (GO): acyltransferase activity, transferring groups other than amino-acyl groups; serine-type carboxypeptidase activity
Source: RefSeq, a predicted model, not a curated record